AUGAAGGAUCAGAAAUCGUCUAAGGGUCACACGUACAAGCAAUGGCUGAUAGCUAUUUUAGCCAAUGUGGCUCUCUUUGUCUAUGGUAUCGAAAACAGUUGGAUUUCCCCAAUGACCAAGAUAUUACAAUCGCAAAACUCCCCGGCUGGGCAACCGCUUUCGGAUUACGCGAUAUCUUGGAUAGCCAGCCUAAUGUGCUUCUCGGCUGUCUUCGGAACGGCUAUGUAUGCAUAUAUCGCUGAUCGAUAUGGACGUAAGAUCGCCGUUAUGGGACUCUUGUAUCCCCAAGGACUUUCGUGGGCUUUAAAGCUUUAUCCAACACCGGUUACACUCACUUUAUCCAGAAUAGUGGGUGGAAUUCCAGCAGGCGGCUGCUUUAAUGUUGUACCGAUGUAUGUUAAGGAAAUCAGCCAGGAUAACAUACGAGGAACCUUAGGAUCAUUGCUAAUCCUAUCACAAAAUCUAGGAGUUCUUUACAUGUACAUUAUUGGUGCAUAUUUGGACUACUACAGUGUUCAAUGGGCUAUUAUUAGCAUUGCUUUUGUGGCAGCGAUUCUGAUGAUUAAGGCGCCCGAAGCUCCCGCGUUCUUGAUUAAAAAAGGGAAAAUUGGUGAAGCGAUUGAGACUGUAGCAUCUUUAAGAGGUCUACCCAAAGAUGAUAAAGCAGUGCUUGAAAUAAUAGACGAAAUGAAAAAACAGGAGGAACAGUUCGAGAAUCUGCCGCGAAUUGCACUGAAAGACCUAUUCACUGACGAGAAAUGGCGUCGCAGUGUGCUAAUAGUUCUCGUGGCAGCUUCUGUACACGGCUGGAGUGGUGCAUAUGCUAUAAUUGUCUAUGCCUUUACAUUACUGAGCUACGCUGGAGCAGAUUUUGACAUCAGUCCUGAAGUACAGUCAUUCUGUUUUCCCAUAGUUAUGAUAGCUGCUUGUUUUCUUAACGCUGUGUUUGUAGAUAGACUGGGAAGGAAGCCACUAUUAGCUGGAGCAUAUGUAGCUUCAACGGUAUCUUUCGCUGUUCUAGCAACAACUCUCUUAUUGAAUAAAAAUGGAGGUUCAGCACCAGGGUGGUUGCCACUACUUGCUAUGAUAGUUUGCGUUUUUGCGUAUGCAGGAGGUAUUUCUUCGAUGCUAUACAUCAUAAUGACGGAGAUAUUUAAUUUUCAAAUUCGAGGAAAAGUGAUGGGAGUAGUAGUUACUUAUAUUUGGUUUGUGGAGUCGCUACAGCUACUUAUCUAUGCUCCUAUAUCGAAUUUCUUCGGUUACCAUACCUUGUUCUACAUUUUCGCUGGUAUAAACCUUGUUGGUUUUAUUUUUACCUUACUUUUUAUACCGGAAACCAAGGGAAAAUCUGAAGAAGAGGUUUCCGUAUCUAUAAAGAUAUUCUUUCCAAAUAUUAUCGCACUAUGCGUUGCCCGGGCUGCUGCUGGUGUUUGUGCUGGUGGACUUUUCGUUGUAGGUCCAAUGUACGUCCGAGAAAUCAGUCAGCAAGAUUUGAUUGGAAAGCUUGGCUCCAUACAAGUUGUGUUGCAGAAUAUGGGUUUUCUCAUUAUAUAUUUGGUCGGGGCAUACUUUGAUUACUUCACUGUUUUAUAUAUCACAGCUGUGUUUCCAGUAAUGAUGGCCGUGCUUAUGUUAAAAGCACCUGAAUCGCCAGCGUUCUUAGUCAAGUUAGGAAAGACUGAGGAAGCGCUCAAGGCUGUAGCUUACCUUCGGGGACUAGAUAUAGACGACAAAAUUGUUAAAUCUGAAUUGGCGGCUAUGCAGCGACAAGAAGAGGAGUUUUUAAUGAUGACAAAACCUGACUUUAUAAGCAUUCUAAAAGAUAAAGCCUGGCGACGUGGGUUGAUCAUCAUUUUAAUAAUAUUCUCUUUACACGCAUGGAAUGGAGCUUUCGCCAUUAUCGCGUAUGCUUCGGGUAUCCUUUCUUCUACUGGAGUAGAGUUCAAUAUCAGUCCAGAACUACAGACUCUCAGCUUCCCAAUUGUCAGCAUUUUAGCUUCUUUCACUUUGACAGCGUUUGCUGAGAAGUUUGGAAGGAAGCCCCUACUAGCAAGCGCUUUUCUCGUGUCAGUUUUCUCUCAAACGACUCUUGGCGUUGCUAUGUUGAUGCAAAAGUAUGGUUAUACAGUGCCAAGCUGGUUGCCAGUGAUAUGUAUGAUUAUCUCGGUCGCGGGAUAUGCUGGUGGAGUCAGACCGCUUCCAUACAUCAUACUGACCGAAUUGUUCAGUUUUCAAGUUCGUGCCCGAUUAAUGGGUUGUGCGGUAACCCACGCUUGGGUGUCGGGAGCAACUCAGCUCUUCGCCUAUGCGCCAAUAUCAGCAGCCAUUGGUCUACCACUGACGUUCAUAUUAUUCGGCGUUUUUAAUCUUCUAGGAACAUGCUUCACGUUUUUACUCCCCGAGACGAGGGGAAAGUCGGACAAUGAGAUACGACAACAGUUGUAUAAAAACUCAGUGGAUUGUAAUACAGCAUAA
Molecule: messenger RNA, 2475 nt
Organism: Leptosia nina
Lineage: Eukaryota; Metazoa; Arthropoda; Insecta; Lepidoptera; Pieridae
Source: the annotation of a GenBank genome assembly